Molecule: messenger RNA, 5175 nt
Organism: Silurus meridionalis
Lineage: Eukaryota; Metazoa; Chordata; Actinopteri; Siluriformes; Siluridae
Gene: sin3aa
Product: SIN3 transcription regulator family member Aa
Biological process (GO): negative regulation of transcription by RNA polymerase II
Cellular component (GO): chromatin
Molecular function (GO): transcription corepressor activity
Source: RefSeq, a predicted model, not a curated record
CUUCACCAGCCAAUCAGAAGGCAUAGGGGGCGUGUCCAGCGAUUUUGUUACAAACACGAAUCCGGAGUGAGAGGCUUCUUUUUCGCAGGUCUUCGUGCCCUUGAGUAUGAGUUCAUGAUGAAGCGGCGUUUGGAUGAUCAGGAUACGGGUUUUGCGGCGCAGCAGCGCAGGCACCCGGGAGGCACCGAGGGCUUCCAGCACAGGGUUCUGGCUCCAGCACCACCCGUGCAUGAGGCUACUGUGACUGACAACGUGCAGCCCACCUCUGGCAUCCAGUACCCUGUACCCCAGAGCUACCAGGUUCCAGCUGUGGCUCAGAGCUCUGGAGGUCAUGGCCACACUCCAAACCCUGCAGCUCACAGCAGCUCCCAUCACCACAGCGCUACUGUCCAGCCACACGUCCCCGCACUGGUCCAGGGUCACAGUCACCCUCCCAAUCCCAGUGCUUCUGCACCGGGCCAGCAGCAGUUCCAGAGACUCAAGGUUGAGGAUGCUCUGUCUUACCUGGACCAAGUGAAGCUACAGUUUGGAAAUCAGCCACAGGUUUACAAUGACUUUCUAGACAUCAUGAAGGAGUUUAAGUCUCAGAGCAUCGACACUCCAGGUGUGAUCAGUCGCGUGUCGCAGCUCUAAGGCCACCCCGACCUCAUUAUGGGCUUCAACACCUUUCUUCCGCCUGGAUACAAAAUCGAGGUCCAGACCAAUGACCUGGUGAACGUCACCACCCCGGGGCAGAUCCACCACAUCACACCGCACGGGAUCUCGGUGCAGAACAUCCCCUCAACAACCCCAGCACAGCACCCGAGCCACCUGAGCACACAGGCCUCCAGUCCCUCCACACAGCCGUCGCAGAAAAACAAGCCGUUGCAGUCUCCAGCACUGACGCCCAGCAGUCAGCCCAAUCCGUCCAUCCCACCGUACGCCUCGCCCCGUUCCCCACCUCUCCACCCUCACACCCCCGUCAGCAGCACCCCCAACGGCCCUCCGCUACAGAACAACCAGCCUGUGGAGUUCAACCACGCCAUUAACUACGUCAACAAGAUCAAAAACCGCUUCCAGGGCCAACCAGACAUCUACAAAGCCUUUCUGGAGAUCCUGCACACAUACCAGAAGGAACAACGUAACGCUAAAGAGGCAGGAGGAAACUACACACCAGCCCUGACCGAGCAGGAGGUUUACGCUCAGGUGGCCCGGCUCUUCAAAAACCAGGAGGACCUGCUCUCGGAAUUUGGGCAGUUUUUGCCGGACGCCAGCAGCUCCAUGCUGCUGGGCAAGACGACGGCGGAGAAAGCUGAAUCUGUGCAGAACGAUCACGGAAGCACGGUGAAGAAACCACAGCUGAACAACAAGCAGAGGCCGAACCAGAACGGCUGUCAGAUCCGCAGACACUCCGGCUCGGCUGCAACCACACCGCCGGUAAAGAAAAAGCCCAAGUUACUGAAUCAGAAGGAGUCUUCUGUCUCAGAGACCAGCAAGCAUGGAGUCGGCACAGAGUCUCUCUUCUUCGAGAAGGUGCGGAAAGCUUUACGGAGUGCUGAGGUUUACGAUAACUUCCUGCGGUGCCUCGUCAUCUUUAACCAAGAAGUGAUCUCGCGCACUGAGCUUGUGCAACUGGUGCUACCUUUCUUGGGAAAGUUCCCCGAGUUGUUCAAUUGGUUCAAAAACUUCCUGGGCUACAAGGAGAUGUCCCACUUGGAGAGCUACCCCAAAGAGCGGGCGACGGAGGGCAUCGCCAUGGAGAUAGACUACGCCUCGUGCAAGAGGCUGGGCUUCAGUUACAGAGCACUGCCUAAGAGCUACCAGCAACCCAAAUGCACAGGAAGAUCCCCACUAUGUAAAGAGGUGCUGAAUGAUUUAUGGGUUUCGUUUCCUUCCUGGUCAGAGGACUCGACCUUUGUCAGCUCGAAGAAGACGCAGUAUGAGGAGCACAUCUACAGGUGUGAGGACGAGCGCUUCGAGUUGGACGUGGUUUUGGAGACCAACCUCGCCACUAUCCGUGUUCUGGAGUCGGUGCAGAAGAAGCUCUCGCGCAUGUCUGCUGAAGAGCAGGCCAAGUUCCGGCUGGACAACACGCUCGGCGGCACUUCUGAGGUCAUCCACCGCAAGGCCAUACACAGGAUAUACGGCGACAAAGCUCUGGACAUCAUUGACGGACUAAAGAAAAACCCUGCUGCCUCCGUCCCUAUUGUCCUGAAAAGGUUAAAGCUGAAGGAGGAUGAAUGGAGAGAAGCACAGCGGGGCUUCAACAAGAUCUGGCGCCAGCAGAACGAGAAAUACUAUCUCAAGUCUUUAGACCACCAAGGAAUCAACUUCAAGCAGAACGACACCAAGGUGCUCCGCUCAAAGACCCUCCUGAACGAGAUCGAGAGCAUUUACGACGAGCGCCAGGAACAAGCUCCGGAGGAGAACGGGACGCUGGCGAACGGCCCUCACCUGACCUUCACCUACGAGGACCGGCAGAUCUUAGAGGACGCCGCUGCCCUGAUUAUCCACCACGUGAAGAGACAAACCAGCAUCCAGAAAGAGGACAAGUACAAGAUCAAGCAGAUCAUCCACCACCUCGUCCCUGACAUGCUCUUCUCUCAGAGAGGCACGCUCUCGGACGCAGAGGAGGAAGAGGAGGACGAGGAGGACGCCGAGCACGACGAAGGAGGUCCCAAGAAGCACAACGGUGUAACCGGGAGUCCCAGCAAGUCCAAACUCCUGUUCACCAACACGCCGGCGCAGAAGCUGCGCUCUUGCGACGACGCCUACAACCUCUUCUUUGUCAACAACAACUGGUACAUCUUCCUGCGGCUGCACCAGACGCUGUGCACGCGUCUCCUGCGGCUGUACACCCAAGCCGAGCGCCAGAUCGAGGAGGAGCUGAAGGAGCGUGACUGGGAGAGGGAGGUGCUCGGUCUCAAACGAGACAAGAACGACAACCCCGCGGUCCAACUUCGCCUCAAGGAGCCCAUGGACAUAGAUGUCGAGGACUACUACUCCGCCUUCCUGGAGAUGGUGCGCAACUUGCUGGACGGGAACAUGGAGGCAUCCCAGUACGAGGACUCCCUGAGAGAGAUGUUCUCCAUACACGCCUACAUCGCUUUCACUAUGGACAAACUCAUCCAGAGUAUCGUCAGGCAGCUGCAGCAUAUCGUGAGCGAUGAGAUCUGCGUACAGGUAACAGAUCUGUAUCUGUCUGAGAGCAACAUCACUGCAACAGGCGGCUCGAUCUCCACACAGGCCACGAGAUCCACCGCCGAGUCCACCUACCAGCGCAAAGCCGAGCAGCUGAUGUCUGACGAGAACUGCUUUAAGCUCAUGUUUAUUAAAAGUCGAGGAAACGUGCAGCUGACAAUCGAGCUGUUGGACACGGAUGAGGAGAACUCUGAUGAACAAGGCGAUUCGGAGCGCUGGUCGGAUUAUGUGGGUCGAUAUCUUACUACCGAUGUGACUUCUCUGGAGCUGAGAGAACACCUGGCCCAAAAACCUGUUUUUCUUCCAAGAAAUCUGCGGCGAAUCCGUAAGUGUCAGCGAGGACGCGAUCAGCAGGAGAAGGACGCGAAAGACGGCGGAAAGAAGGAGAGCUCUGAGAACGUGAAGGUGGAGUGCAUGUUCAAGCUGAACUCCUACAAGAUGGUGUACGUGUUUAAGUCGGAGGAUUACAUGUACAGACGCACCGCACUGCUGCGAGCGCAUCAGUCGCACGAGCAUGUGAGCACGAGGCUGCACCAGCGUUUCCACACCUGGCUGGACGGGUGGGUGAAGGAGCACGUGAGCCGGGACGUGGCGGCCGAGACAACCAAGUGGCUGAUGGGAGAAGGGCGUGAAGGGCUCAUACCCUGCACGACGACCUGCAACCCCGAAACGCUCCACUUCAGGAACAUCAACAAGUACAGAGUGAAAUACAGCAGCAGCUACAAGACGCCGUGAGGCGGCCAGACAGGGUUCGGUGGACACGGGGAGGAGGUUUAGCACACAGGAGGAAACGGGCCUGGCCACAACUUUCUAAGGGCAACACGACGGCUCGUGUGAUGUCUCGAUCCUGAACAGAGAUCCUCACUGCCCCAGAGCGAGAUAUUGAACAGAUUAACGGGUUUUAAUGUGAAUCCUCAAAGCACAGAUUUAUUCCCCUCUCUAUUCUAGAUCCUGGUGAACAAUUGGGUUUUCAGAAGUGCACUUAACUUUGAGAAAGAAUAACACGUACAGAGUUCUCCAGCCAAAGCUGAGUGAUUCCAUACCAUCAGCAUUUAAUUUUCCCCUCUGGAACACCAAACAUUUCACAUUAAAACACAAAAGAAAGAGAUAAAAAAGGUCUCGGUGUUGAACGAGCGAACAAAACAUCGCCGUCGCUGUCGGCCGCCCUGACUGUAAACCUUAGAAAGUUGCUGACAAAGCCCAAUGCCAAUACACCAGCUAGAGCACACACACACACACACACACACACACGAGAAUUUACAUUGGACGCUCAACAGACAGAACAGUUUCCUAUUUGUAAAUAACUAGUGUAUAUAUCUAUCGCCAGACCCCUUUUUUCUUUUCCUUUUUUUUUAUUUUUUAUGAUUACUGUGGACGUUAGGAAGAGCGACGGCCGCGAAAGAAAACACACGACAAGUUUAUUACUGUUUUUACCAAAGGGAGUUGAUUAUAAUAGUUUUUUUUUUUUCUUUUCCUUCUUUUUGUGUUUUUCUUUCACCCCUUAACUUUCCCAAUUUAUAAUUUUUUUUAAAUAGUAAAGAAUUGUUCACAUUUUUUGUAAAAGUAGAAAUGUAUCCAGGUUCUUGUUUUUGAAACGUUUUUAUAUAAAAAAAAAAAAGUAAAAAAAAAACCCUAAACAUUUUAAUUUUUUUGGAUGUUCGGGCUCCUUUCAGCACACGUUAAUCACUGCCUGUUUGGAUACGCAUCUGUUUCUCUAGUCUGAACACUGAGGAAGCCGAAGCCGAGCGGUCAAUCUCACACUGUCCUCGGCUAACUGAGAAGCCCCGCGGAGCUCACGCGAGGUCUUCUCCAUCACCCUGGAUAGAUUUCUGCUGGAUAAGAAUAUAAAUAGAUAGAGGAAUAUAUAAAUAUAUACAUUUUAAAAAUUAAAGUCACAAACGCAUGUCUUUUUUUUGUUUUUUUUUCCUGUGAAUCAUCAUAGCCCCUUUAUUUCGAUAUUAUUUAAGAUAAUAAUAAAAGGACAUUUGUAGCAGA